Messenger RNA from Austrofundulus limnaeus, 1736 nucleotides. It is a transcript of the gene opn3, whose product is annotated as opsin 3. Lineage: Eukaryota; Metazoa; Chordata; Actinopteri; Cyprinodontiformes; Rivulidae. Gene Ontology annotation, molecular function: G protein-coupled receptor activity. Gene Ontology annotation, cellular component: membrane. Bases 178 to 1353 code for a protein of 391 amino acids. The transcript is spliced from 4 exons. The record is from RefSeq and is a predicted model, not a curated record. Gene Ontology annotation, biological process: visual perception; G protein-coupled receptor signaling pathway.
AACCUUAUGUGUCUUUUAUUUUGAAGGAGAUGAGCGGAAGUGGCUCCUCUGUGUUCCGGUGGACUUGACGCCGGUCUACUGACCCAGUUCUCCGCGAGCUGCGGUGCUGGUUUGAAUGAGUCGCGCGCCYCGCAGCAUGCAGGACCCGGUACCGGACCCGGAGUUUGUGCCCGCGCCAUGAAUCCGGCCAACGACACCAGAACCGACAGAGGUCCGGCGGCGGCGGAGCAGCAGCAUGUCUUCACCGUCGGAACCUACAAACUUCUGGCUCUCACCAUCGGAACCAUCGGGGUGUUCGGGUUCUGGAACAACGCGCUGGUUCUGGUUCUGUACUGCAGGUUCAAGAGGCUCCGGACCCCGACGAACCUGCUGCUGGUCAACAUCAGCCUGAGCGACUUCCUGGUCUCCAUCAUCGGGGUCAACUUCACCUUCGCCUCGUGCGUCAGAGGCCGCUGGACGUGGAGCCGCGCGACGUGCGCGUGGGACGGCUUCAGCAACAGCCUGUUCGGCAUCGUCUCCAUCAUGACCCUGGCGGCGCUAGCUUACGAGCGCUACAUGCGGGUGGUCCACGCCCAGGUGGUGGACUUCCCGUGGGCGUGGCGAGCCAUCGGCCACAUCUGGCUGUACUCCCUGGCCUGGACGGGGGCUCCGCUGCUCGGCUGGAACCGCUACACCUUGGAGAUCCACCAGCUGGGCUGCUCCCUGGACUGGACCUCUAAAGACCCGAACGACGCCUCCUUCAUCCUCCUCUUCCUCCUGGCGUGUUUCUUUGUGCCUGUUGGGGUCAUGGUCUACUGCUACGGGAACAUCCUCCACACCGUCAGAAGGCUUCGCUCCAUCGAAGACCUCCAGACGCUUCAGAUCAUCAAGAUGUUGCGUUACGAGAAGAAGGUGGCGGCCAUGUUCCUCCUGAUGAUCUCCUGCUUCCUGGUGUGCUGGACGCCCUACGCCGUGGUGUCCAUGAUGGAGGCCUUCAGCAGGACCAGCGUGGUCUCCCCUACGCUGGCCAUCAUCCCCUCGUUCUUCGCCAAGUCCAGCACGGCGUACAACCCGCUCAUCUACGUGUUCAUGAGCAGAAAGUUCCGACGCUGCUUCCUGCAGCUGCUGUGCUCGAGGAUAUCGUGGCUCCAGCACAACUUGAAGGAGCGCCCCCUGACCCCGGCCCAGCGCCCCGUCAGGCCCAUCGUGGUGUCCAGCACGUGUGACAGCAAGGAGCGGCCCAAGAAGAGGGUCACCUUCAACUCCUCCUCCAUCGUCUUCAUCAUCACCAGUGACGACCUCCAGCAGUUCGACCUGACCUCCAAGGCCGGAGCUUCGACCCAGGUCAACGUCAUCCAAGUGAGACCUCUGUGAUCCACGAGAACCGGACUCCCUGUCCUCCUGCCGUAUGACGUGGUAUGAUGGCUAAAAUUAAGACUGUUGCUCAACCAGAGGUCGCUACACCAUGUAGCAGAAGGCUAUAUGUGUUCCUKAACCAGCUAUUGAGCUGAUUAAUGAUAGGCCGACACCGCUAACUGAGAGGCCGGCGCUAGGUAAUGAGGAGGAGACUAUUUGUUUGUGUUAGCAUCAGAGAGGCUAGCAACUAGCAUAGAUAAGCUGGAAUUAACAUCAGAGAGGCUAGCGACUAGCAGGUAUAAGUUGGGGUAAACAUCGGAGAGACUAGCAACUAGCAUGGAUAAGCUGGUGUUAGCAACGGAGAGGCUAGCAACUAGCAUGGAUAAGCUGGUUUUAGCGUC